Molecule: messenger RNA, 332 nt
Organism: Ambispora gerdemannii
Lineage: Eukaryota; Fungi; Glomeromycota; Glomeromycetes; Archaeosporales; Ambisporaceae
Source: the annotation of a GenBank genome assembly
AAUGGCUCGAUGAUGCAAUUUCUGAUGGUAAAAUUCACGAAGAAAUCUCUAAGCGAGAAUCGAUUGGUGAAGGAUCAUCUGGAAAAGUUUAUUUAGCCGAGUGCAGUUCAAUCGCCGAAAAAAUUGUACUCAAAAAUGUCAUAUCAAAGAAAAAGAUAGCUUCUACCCAAACCUCAAGCACUUCAGGAAUUUUAGGCGCAACACCGGGUAUAUUCUGGGAAAUAUCGAGCUGUCGUAUUCCUUUUGAAGGUCUUAAUCGAAUAGCCCUUAUGAAUAAAAUCAGUAAUGAAUUACGUGAAAAUCCAACCUUUAAUCCAGGAGGUUUACAGUAG